Coffea arabica (coffee) is the source of this 789-nucleotide messenger RNA. The record is from RefSeq and is a predicted model, not a curated record. NCBI's taxonomy places the organism in Eukaryota, Viridiplantae, Streptophyta, Magnoliopsida, Gentianales, Rubiaceae.
AUCAACCAGAAAAAUUAUGAUUAAUAGUCAAUGGAAUUUAAGUUGAGCCAAUCAUCGCUUCCAAGAACCUUAGUAGUAAUAAGAUCUUCUGUGUUAGUAAAAGUUAGCAGAAAAGUUUCUAAUCACAAGAACUUUCAUUUGCAUGCUCAGAGAUGGAGGUGUCAAAUACGGGGGAUGUCUUCAAAGGGUCGGCACUCAAUGCUUAAACAUGUGGUCAAAGAAGGUGAAACUUUGACUUCCAUUUCAAAGCUAUAUGGGGUAGCCAUUUAUGAAAUUGCUGCUGCUAAUAAGGACAUUGUUGAUGUUGACCUUGUUUUUGAGGGCCAACAUCUGAACAUUCCCUUAUCCACUGCAGUACCUUUGCAAAUGCAAAAGAGUGAGCGAGCCCUAUCAUCUGACCCUUCUCUUGAUGAAAGAACUUCAAGACUGGAAUUGUUUAGUAGCUGCUUGAACCAGAAAAUGUUCAGUUUCUUGUCCGUUCAUAAUUUAUCCUAUGCUAAAAGCACUGGUUAUUUUCUAGUUCUGGUUCCCCUGAUAGCCUUUUGCAUCAGAUGCAUAAUUGGUGCCUUAUGCAAUAGAGUUGCUGGAGAUAUGAAACAUAAUGUAAAUGAAUCAGAAGAGCAUCACCAUGGAUCUAAAAGAAUCAGGUGGAAAUUUGCUCUUCAGCAUUUGAAGGAUCCAGAUGCACUGGAUACUGGCACAAGACCCGACUAUGAUGCAAGUACCUGAUUGAGUUGAACUUAUGAUGUCGAAUCUUGUACUUUCCUCCAAUUGAUUCUUCAGCAUACU